Molecule: messenger RNA, 1422 nt
Organism: Camellia sinensis
Lineage: Eukaryota; Viridiplantae; Streptophyta; Magnoliopsida; Ericales; Theaceae
Product: ethylene-responsive transcription factor ERF113
Biological process (GO): ethylene-activated signaling pathway; regulation of DNA-templated transcription
Molecular function (GO): DNA-binding transcription factor activity; DNA binding
Source: RefSeq, a predicted model, not a curated record
CUUCUUCUCUCUCUCUCUCUCUCUCUCUCUCUUACUCCUCACUGCUUUUCAAACACAGCCACAACAUCAUCGCGUUGGCACGAUCCUUGCAACUUAUCUUGAUCUUAACCACACCACACUGACUGAGUGAGACACAAGAUCUACUUAGCUCCUUCCAGGUUCCAUAUGAUCUAAGCAGAGAUAGCAAGUGCAAUAAUUUUAAGCAUAAGUUCUGAGCUUGAAUGCAAAUUAAUCACUAUUAAAAACAUCAAAUAAAGGUGGAUCGAAGGCAUGGAAAGAGGCCACUUCCUAUGGAAGCACAGAAGGAGAAAGAAGAGGAUGACCAACAUCAGCAUGUCUUCCCUCCUUCUUACGCAUCCGUUCUUGGUGAGAAAGACACUCCCACAAUGGUUUCGGGUCUCACUCGUAUCAUCGGAACCAGUCAUGAAGAUAACUCAGCUGUAGGGGUGCAAUCGGACUCAGGUGCAUCGGUUGUCACGGAGUCUGCCAUGAGACAAGGGCAUGACCCGACGUCUCAAGAUCAAGGAAAUAUAAGGAGAAGACAUUACAGAGGAGUGAGACAAAGACCUUGGGGCAAAUGGGCAGCCGAAAUACGUGAUCCAAAGAAAGCAGCCCGAGUUUGGCUUGGCACCUUUGACACUGCGGAGGAUGCAGCCCUUGCAUACGAUGAAGCUGCUCUGAGAUUCAAAGGCACCAAAGCCAAGCUCAAUUUUCCUGAAAGAGUUCAAGCAAAAACUGGUUAUGGCUUCUUCAUGAGUCAUGGAGACUCGACCGCCUUUCAUGAGAGCAUUCCUAAUCCAGCUCCUCAUCAUCAUCAUCAUCAUCCUCUUCCUCUUCCUGUGAUGUCAAUGUCAUCACAAGAAGCUUAUCCAGACCUUGAUCAAUAUGCACAACUUCUUUCUAGCAAUGAUGCUGAUUUCCCUUACUUCACGUCAGCUCUCUAUAAUCAACAACAACAGCACUUUGUUUCACAGUCUUCAACGAUGACAAGUACAGCACCAUUGAUGCCCUCGAUUACCUCAGAAUCAGAUGAGUUUCUGAGUUUUUCGUCGCAGUUCCAAAGUUCAUCCAGUGCUGAUCUUCUCAAUCAUGGGAAACAUUUUGGUACUGGCAGUGGCACCUAGUAAGUAGUAUUUCAAGAUUUUGAGCAUGAGGGAUUUUUAUUUCUUUCACCUGGUUAUUUCAAAGUGAGUUUGGUGUCCAAGUACUUCAUUAUUAUGUAUUGGCAUGAACGAUUACUUGAAUUUUUUCUUGAGUUGUAUUUCAAUUGCUAUGAAAAAUUUGAGACAAUGAAGACACUGAGGCACAAGAACAAGAGGUUCUGCGCUUUUGAGUGUUUUUUGUGGCUCUCUGAACUCAAAUAAUAGAAUAUGUUGGAAUUUAUGCAAUGAUAUAUAUAUAUAUAUAUAUAGGAUUGAGAUA